AUGACUGAAGAGAAGGAUCUUGGCAUAUUACUCUUAGUGGAUAAGUCACUCAAGCCACCAAAACAGUGUUCUGUUGCAAGAAGUAAAGCUGAUAUAAUUUUUAAACAGGAGGGCACAACUUUCAGCAAAAGACAGCUAGGCUACACUUCAGUUUUAGGUGGUGACACAGAUUUGCAGUUUGUAUCAACAGAAGAGUUUGAAGAUGAUGAUGAAGAAGAAGAAGACAGAGAUGAUGAAAAUGAAGCUGCAAAGGACUAUAAAGAUAUUAAAGCAAAUUUAAAUUCAUUGCGGUUGGAUGUAAUCCUGAAGCAUGGUCUAGGCAUGUCUCGCAGUAAAGCUGAAGAAGCUUUUUAUGAGAGCAGGAUUAGAGUGAAUGGAGAAAAGAUAUUGAAGAAAAGUGCACAGGUGCAAGUUGGAAAUGAGAUUGAUUUGAUCAAAGGAAUAAACUCAAAAAAUGAGAAUUUUCUUGACAUCAGCCGUGUGAUAGUACAAAGAAUAGAAAGUAGAGGUGAAACAGAGAAGAUGAGUGUGGUACUACGGCGUUUCAAGAAUAUGGUCAUUGAGAACUAUGACACACCGUGGAAUCAUUCUAAAGAAGAUUAGAGAUAAAAAAAAAAGUAUACAUGUAGUCAAUUUGUACAAAUCAUAUAGUGAAAUAAAUGGAGUUUGUUGCUCAAAA
Limulus polyphemus (Atlantic horseshoe crab) is the source of this 679-nucleotide messenger RNA. RefSeq lists its product as uncharacterized. The record is from RefSeq and is a predicted model, not a curated record. The transcript has 6 exons. Gene Ontology annotation, molecular function: RNA binding. The coding region runs from base 1 to 603 and encodes 200 amino acids. NCBI's taxonomy places the organism in Eukaryota, Metazoa, Arthropoda, Merostomata, Xiphosura, Limulidae.